This is a messenger RNA of Erigeron canadensis, 2194 nucleotides long. Its product is annotated as serine/threonine protein phosphatase 2A 55 kDa regulatory subunit B beta isoform-like. Gene Ontology annotation, cellular component: cytosol; protein phosphatase type 2A complex. Gene Ontology annotation, biological process: peptidyl-serine dephosphorylation. The record is from RefSeq and is a predicted model, not a curated record. NCBI's taxonomy places the organism in Eukaryota, Viridiplantae, Streptophyta, Magnoliopsida, Asterales, Asteraceae. Gene Ontology annotation, molecular function: protein phosphatase regulator activity; protein binding. The transcript has 14 exons. Bases 97 to 1650 code for a protein of 517 amino acids.
GAUGAAUCUGAGAUUUUGGAGAUUUGAGACUGAUUGAUGGAAAUUAGAGUGUGAGAUUGAUUUGAUUUGAGUGAGUGAUUUAAUAAUUGAAAAGCGAUGAACGGUGGAGAUGCGGCGGCGGCAACAGCUGCUCCGGACGGUCCACCGUCUCCGCUUGACUGGAAGUUCUCUCAGGUUUUCGGUGAACGCACCGCCGGUGAAGAAGUUCAGGAAGUUGAUAUCAUUUCGGCUAUUGAAUUUGAUAAAAGUGGUGACCAUCUUGCCACCGGUGAUCGGGGUGGCAGGGUAGUAUUAUUUGAGAGGACUGAUAAGAAAGAGCAAGGUGGAAAUAGAAGGGAUUUAGAGAAGAUUGAUUACUCGAUUAGUAGGCAUCCGGAGUUCCGCUACAAAACUGAGUUCCAGAGCCAUGAACCCGAGUUUGAUUAUUUAAAGAGUUUGGAGAUCGAGGAGAAAAUAAACAAAAUUAGAUGGUGCCAGACAGCUAAUGGAGCCCUCUUUCUUCUGUCUACCAAUGAUAAAACCAUUAAAUACUGGAAGGUCCAAGAGAAGAAGAUCAAGAAAAUUGCUGAGAUGAGCAUGGAGCCUUCUAAAGCAACCGGAAAUGGCAAUGUUGCUAGGUCAAACAUUACUUCCACCCCUAAGCCUCAUCUUGCAAAUGGCGGUUUCACUGAAAAAUCUUACGCUGGUCUAAGCAAUGACUUUUUAUUUCCUCCAGGGGGCAUCCCAUCACUUCAAUUACCUGUGGUAGUAACUAGCAAUGAGACCAACCUUUUAGCAAGAUGUAGAAGAGUGUAUGCUCAUGCACAUGACUAUCACAUCAAUUCAAUCUCGAAUAACAGUGAUGGUGAAACAUUCAUCUCUGCUGAUGAUCUUCGGAUAAACCUUUGGAAUUUGGAAAUUAGUAACCAGAGUUUCAACAUUGUGGAUGUCAAGCCUACAAACAUGGAAGACCUCACCGAGGUCAUUACAUCAGCUGAGUUUCAUCCUACCCAUUGUCAUACACUAGCAUAUAGUAGUUCGAAAGGAUCUAUUCGUCUUAUUGACUUGCGUCAGUCUGCCCUCUGUGACAAGCAUUCAAAAUUGUUUGAAGAAAAGGAAGCACCUGGUUCAAGAUCAUUUUUCACCGAGAUAAUAGCAUCAGUUUCAGAUAUUAAGUUCGGAAAAGAUGGAAGAUACUUACUUAGCCGUGAUUAUAUGACCCUUAAGUUAUGGGAUAUUAACAUGGACUCGGGCCCAGUCUCCACAUUUCAAGUCCAUGAGUAUUUAAGACCUAAGUUAUGUGAUUUAUAUGAAAAUGAUUCUAUUUUUGAUAAAUUUGAGUGCUGUUUGAGUGGUGAUCGUCAGCGUGUAGCAACUGGUUCUUACAGCAAUUUAUUUCGUGUGUUUGGCUCUCACGUGGGAAGUACUGAAGCAACUACCCUGGAAGCUAGCAAAAACCCAAUGAGAAGGCAAGUUCAGACCCCCUCAAGGCCUUCCAGAUCCCUUAGCAGCAUAACCCGUGCGGUUAGACGAGGAGGAGAUACUUCCGGGGUUGAUGCAAACGGAAAUGCAUUUGAUUUCACAACAAAGUUGCUGCAUCUAGCAUGGCAUCCUUCCGAAAGCUUAAUUGCUUGUGCUGCAGCAAACAGCUUGUACAUGUAUUACGCGUGAAAAUACUCUACGCUUGUUAACAAAGCUUUAGUGAUAUUCCAAGGCCUUUUAUAUCACUUCAAAGAUCUCAUCACAAAAGAAAAGGAGUUUUUUUCUGCCUAUUUUUCUCCCCACCCUUGAUUCGAUUUAUUAAUUUUUUAAACCCUGGAGGACUUAUUAUAAUUUUUGAUCGGGUUGAAACUCGGAAAAGUUAACAGGGAUCUUCAGAAACUCACUAAUAGGAUGGAUAAAUGGAUGUCAGUUUUCUAGGUGUAGUUUUAGUAGGGAAGGAGCUCUGCUGCUAACUUUGCAGGCCAUCAAGUUUGCAUGUCUGAUACCAUUAAAUUGUUUACCUUCAAAAAUUUUUUUAGACCUAUCUUUUUAAUUUGCUUUUCUUUUGUUACUUAUAGUUUCAUCUAUUAUUUUGUAAAAGAACGAUUCUUUAAGGACUUCAGAUUUUUCAGUCGUUGCUCAUAAGUUUGUUUAAAAAACCAAAUUAUUGGUGAAGUUUAUGCAAUUGUUGUAUUAAAUACGAGUAUAAUGUAUUUGAACUUCAAUUUUGGUA